Colletotrichum higginsianum IMI 349063 is the source of this 1707-nucleotide messenger RNA. RefSeq names its product Gamma-glutamyltransferase. The coding region runs from base 1 to 1707 and encodes 568 amino acids. NCBI's taxonomy places the organism in Eukaryota, Fungi, Ascomycota, Sordariomycetes, Glomerellales, Glomerellaceae. The record is from RefSeq and is a predicted model, not a curated record. The transcript is spliced from 2 exons. Gene Ontology annotation, molecular function: glutathione gamma-glutamate hydrolase. Gene Ontology annotation, cellular component: plasma membrane. Gene Ontology annotation, biological process: glutathione catabolic process.
AUGAAGCUCUCCUUGACCUCCGCUGCCCUCGCGCAGCUGCUCCUCGGCAUCGCGCAGCCCGUCCUCGCGGCCCCGAGCCAGGACCUGAGCACCAGCACCAUCCCGAAACUGGGCGCCGUCGCCUCCGAGACGGACAUCUGCAGCAGGAUCGGCACCGACCUCCUCCAGAAGGGCGGCAACGCCGCCGACGCCACCGUCGGCACCGUCCUCUGCGUCGGCGUCGUCGGCAUGUACCACAGCGGCAUCGGCGGCGGCGGCUUCAUGCUCGUCCGCUCGAGCAACGGCACCUACGAGUUCAUCGACUUCCGCGAGACGGCCCCGGCCGCCGCCUUCGAGACCAUGUACACCAACAACACGCGAGCCAGCAUUUACGGCGGUCUGGCCAGCGGUGUCCCCGGUGAGCUGCGCGGCCUCGAGCACCUCCACAAGAAGUACGGCAAGCUGCCCUGGGCCAAGGUGGUCGAGCCCGCGGUCAAGGUGGCGCGCCACGGCUUCCGCGUCAACGAGGACCUGGUCCGCUACAUGGACUCGGUGACGCCCAACGGCAACUUCCUGACCGAGGACCCGGCGUGGGCCAUCGACUUCGCGCCCAACGGGUACCGUGUGAGGCUGAACGAGACCAUGACGCGCCGGCGGUACGCCGACAUGCUCGAGACCAUCGGCCGGCAGGGCGUCGACGCCUUCUACACGGGCGCCAUCGCCAACGCCACCAUCGCCGCGCUCCGGCGCGCCAACGGCACCAUGACGCUCGAGGACCUGCGCAACUACACCGUCGCCGUCCGCGAGCCCGCCCAGAUCUCGUACCGCGGCUACAAGCUCACGGCCUGCAACGCGCCCUCGGGCGGCAUCGUCGCCCUCAGCGCCCUCAACAUCGUCGGCGGCUACGACGGCUUCGGCAACCCGGGCGCCCGCAACGUCACCGUCCACCGCCUCGACGAGGCCAUGCGCUUCGCCUACGGCCAGCGCACCAAGCUCGGCGACCCGUCCUUCGUCGACGGCCUGUCGGCCUACACCCGGAGCAUGAUCUCCCCCGAGACCGGCGCCCUCGUCCGCUCCCGCAUCUCCGACGCCGCCACCCAGAACGUCUCGUACUACAACCCCGAGGGCAUCGAGUCGCUCGAGACCCCCGGCACCUCGCACGUCGCCGCCGCCGACGCCAGCGGCCUCGCCGUCUCGCUCACCACCACCGUCAACCUCCUCUUCGGCUCCCAGGUCAUGGUGCCCGAGACGGGCCUCGUCAUGAACAACGAGAUGAACGACUUCAGCAUCCCCGGCUCCAGCAACGCCUUCGGCUUCAUCCCGAGCCCGGCCAACUACGUCCAGCCCGGCAAGCGCCCGCUGUCCUCCAUCGCCCCCGUCAUCGUCGAGCAGCCCGACGGCCGCCUGUACUUCGUCAUCGGCUCCGCCGGCGGCAGCCGCAUCAUCACCGCCACCAUCCAGAACCUGCACAACGUGCUCGACCGCAACCUCACCGUCCCCCAGUCGCUCGCCGAGCCCCGCUUCCACGACCAGCUGAGCCCCAACACCGCCGCCUUCGAGUACGCCUACGACAACGCCACCACCGCCUACCUCACCACCCUGGGCGUCAACGUCACCUGGGUCGCCCCCGGCGGCAGCACGGCGCAGGGCGUGAGGCUGCUGCCCAACGGCACCUUUGAGGCCGGCAGCGAGCCGAGGCAGAAGAACUCGGGCGGCUAUGCCGUCUAA